Messenger RNA from Radiomyces spectabilis, 2517 nucleotides. RefSeq lists its product as uncharacterized. Bases 28 to 2277 code for a protein of 749 amino acids. Gene Ontology annotation, biological process: retrograde transport, endosome to Golgi; receptor recycling; endosome organization. The transcript has 10 exons. The record is from RefSeq and is a predicted model, not a curated record. Gene Ontology annotation, cellular component: recycling endosome; early endosome; trans-Golgi network. Gene Ontology annotation, molecular function: protein binding. NCBI's taxonomy places the organism in Eukaryota, Fungi, Mucoromycota, Mucoromycetes, Mucorales, Radiomycetaceae.
CCCUCUCCCCCUCUCCUUUUCAGUCUUAUGGCUGGCUUUGAGACUGUUUAUGCGAUUCACAACUUCGAAGCGGAGAAUGACGACGAGAUUGCAUUCUCCAUUGGCGAGCCUGUCAUUGUGCUUGAAAAAGACGACGGGUACAAUGACGGUUGGUGGCAGGGUCGUAAUAUCAAAGGAGAAAUUGGCUUAUUUCCCGUCAAUUAUACGGCUCCGUUGGGCAGCGAGGCAUCGCUGAGUAACAAAACGGAUUCGUUGCAAGAGGUGGUGUCGGACAUGCAGGUACCAUCUCAAUUACCGACUCCGUCAACGUCAGCUUCAACGGGGCAAUCACAGGAUUCGCUGCCAUAUACAGAUUCGGUGUCUUCGCUUAAUUCCGCCCCUUUGCAAGUCUCAGCCGCGUACAAAAAUGUACAAAGAGCGGUCCUCGCCUCGUUGUCCCUGCCCGCCCUCAAAACAAGUUCACCUGAUGAAUGGGAUGUGGAACAAGUGGCUCUCUGGCUGACCACCAUGGGAUUCGAAACCGUGGCCGAUAAUUUUAAAGCACAAGAAAUCACCGGCGACAUUCUCGUCGAACUCACUUUGAACUCCCUAAAAGAAUUGGAAGUCAAUACUUUUGGCAAACGUUUCAAAAUCCGCACCGCCAUCACGGCUCUCCGUGAAGAAUUGGCUCGGCAGCAUAAACUCUACCGACGAUCGCUGCGAAGUUCAAGUACAAUGAUAACUUCUGAGGACAUGUCAGUAAACCAUGCAUAUCAUAAAGCCCACCUUCGUCAAAGUGAAUAUCGUUGGCGUUCGACUCGUCAUUUGGAUUCAACCCACUUGUCGCAAAAAAAGCGCAUCCAUUCGGAAGGACCGCUCAAUUAUGGAGCGACGCAUCAAAAGACCAAUAUGGCACGCGCUUAUUCCACAUCGGCAGGUCCACCUCGAAACCACAGCAACAAAGGCGCCGUGAAACGAAGAACCUAUGCAGGAGGUUUCGAAGCAAGGCAUUCGGAUUUCUCCAGUGAGGAAGACUAUUUCAUCCAUUCUUAUCUAUCCGACUCGCGAUCACAAACGGUGUUGCCGGUGGCCGUGAGAGGGUCGGAGGACCGAAUGGGGGCUUCCAACGAAAGCAUCACACCCGAUAACGAAGGAUGGUUGCAUAAACAAGGAGAUAAAUACAAAACAUGGAACAAACGAUGGUUUGUCCUGAAAGGCCCCAAUUUAUUCUAUUUCAAAAGUCCAAAGGACGUUCGAAUGAAAGGCAUUAUUCAUCUUCGAGGGUAUCGCAUUGUCGUCGACGAAACCAUUCAUCCUGGCAAAUACUGCUUCAAAACGCAACAUGACCGAGAACGCACCUUUUAUUUCUUUACUGAUACCGAAUCAAGCAUGAAAGCUUGGAUUAAGGCAUUAAUGAAAGCAACCAUCUCACGCGAUUUCACCGCACCCGUCCUGUCAUCCAGUUCCAUACCGACCGUGACCCUCGAUAUUGCUCAACGCAUGAAACCGAGACCACCGUCCACGCUACUCUACCGAAAAGAUCAGCGUAUACAAUCAGCUCACAUUCCCAAUCCCCGUUCUCGGCGUCGUCACUCGUACGAAUCUCAGAAUACCAGCACAGAUCAGUCCUCUUCGGCGGAUUGGAUCAUGCAAGAAGAAUCAGGCACCAUUAUAAGCAGCGAAAACUCUCUGGGUGACGCAACGCACAGUUCCGUGUCGAGCGAACCCAAGGAACUCAAGGACUCUGGGUUUGAUUGCACGGAAUCACAACGAUCGUCGGCUUCCAGUCGCAUGGUGAGUGCGACAAGUACCAUGGAUCAGUCGGAAGAAGACCCUGUUGCAGAGGAAUACGAAGAAUGCCGCACUCGAGCAACGCCAUCGAACGACGGCGGGAGCAGUUUUGGCGUAGAUCAGCAAGAAGACUUCCACAGCUUGAUGAGCAUGACUUCAUGGACAUCAUCACACUACGUGGAGUGGAUCAACUGUAUUGUUCAGCAUGAUACUCUCACACAUUUAAGCGAGCUACGAACAGGGGACAUUUUGAUCGAAUUACUUGAAAUUUUGAGCGGCAAAGAAGUGCGACGACCACCGUCAUCACACAACGGUCCCGCAAGUAUGCAGAUGCUAGAUAAUAUUGUGGCCGCAUUCAAGUUUAUGAAUCGUGAAGGCGUGGACGUGGAACGACGAUUUACCAUUAAAGAUAUUUUUGGUGGCAAUGAAGAAAAGAUCAUGGACAUGUUAAAAAGUAUUCGAGAGACCUACGACAGCCAAGAAGCCACUGAAAGCAUCUACGAAUGAACUGUCGUCUACCGAUGAACGGAAAAAAAAUCUCAAUGACCCACUGCUAAUAUAUCCUACUUCGUAUAGUAAUAUCUACUUGCUUGUUAUAUCUGCCAGCGUAAUUAUAAUUAUAUCGUCCCAAGAAAACUGAUAUCGACCACUUGAUUGCGGGUAAUCAGGUGGUAUGAUAUAUAUCUUCUCUAUACACGUUUUUAUGACCGUUCUAUUCAAAUUAAAUCCAAGUUUUUGCCUCCGUAA